Molecule: messenger RNA, 411 nt
Organism: Alnus glutinosa
Lineage: Eukaryota; Viridiplantae; Streptophyta; Magnoliopsida; Fagales; Betulaceae
Exons: 2
Coding region: 1-411 (136 amino acids)
Source: RefSeq, a predicted model, not a curated record
AUGAAGCAUGAAUUUGAGAUGAGCAUGAUUGGUGAGCUGAACUACUUUCUUGGUCUCCAAGUCAAACAAACUGCUGAAGGUAUUUUCAUCUCCCAAUCCAAGUAUGCUAAGGAUUUGGUUAAACGUUUCGGCCUAGAUGGGAAGAGUUGUGCCCGAACUCCCAUGAGCACCAAUGUCAAGAUCAGUAGUGACCUAGCAGGGAAACCAGUUGAUCCAUCUCUAUACAGGAGUAUGAUAGGGAGUCUCUUAUAUUUCAUAGCCAGCCGACUAGAUAUUGCCUUUAGUGUGGGAGUUUGUGCUCGGAAACAAAUCUUGUUGUUACAGGAUAUUUUGAUGCAGACUGGGCUGGAAAUGCUGAUGAUAGAAAAAGCACCUCGGGAGGAUGCUUCUACGUGGGAAACAAUCUCUUAG